Molecule: messenger RNA, 531 nt
Organism: Ixodes scapularis (black-legged tick)
Lineage: Eukaryota; Metazoa; Arthropoda; Arachnida; Ixodida; Ixodidae
Exons: 3
Coding region: 13-531 (172 amino acids)
Source: RefSeq, a predicted model, not a curated record
CUGCUCGGUCGGAUGCUGAAGCCCGCCAUGCGGUCGGCGCUGGCCUCGCUGAGCAACUACGUGGGUUACAACGCCCUGGGUGCCCUGGCGGUGCUCGUAAGCACCUUCGCCGCCGCCUUCUACUGGUUCCCGGGUGUGCUCAACUACGUCGGACUCCAGCCAGGUGGCAAUCGUACGGAGGACAGCAUCAUGGCGCAGUUCGACAGCAUCCUGCGCCGCUACAACGUGGACAGCGACGCCUGUCUCAAGGUGGCCAUGUGCUCGGUCGGGCGUCUUGGCGGGGGAGCGGCGGCGGCGGAACAGAGCAGCGCCAAGAAGGAGCGGCGGCAGGCCGGACCCAUCGAGGUCUUCGACAGCAUGCUCAGCUUGACCUUCAUGGACGAAGUCUUGCUCAGCAAGGGCCUCCGCGGCGCCAGGCAGGUGGGCGAGGCCGGGGGCGACUGCGACUCCUUCAACAAGGGGGACCGCUGCCCUUUCAACGCGGCCGCCUGGAAAGUGCUGCUGGCCACGCUCAAUAGGUCCCUCACCUAG